Messenger RNA from Drosophila biarmipes, 4591 nucleotides. RefSeq names its product dual specificity calcium/calmodulin-dependent 3',5'-cyclic nucleotide phosphodiesterase 1 (gene Pde1c). The record is from RefSeq and is a predicted model, not a curated record. The coding region runs from base 565 to 4068 and encodes 1167 amino acids. Gene Ontology annotation, molecular function: 3',5'-cyclic-AMP phosphodiesterase activity. The transcript is spliced from 10 exons. NCBI's taxonomy places the organism in Eukaryota, Metazoa, Arthropoda, Insecta, Diptera, Drosophilidae. Gene Ontology annotation, biological process: signal transduction.
GUCUCUGUUUUGGAUCUCGGUGUCUCCGUGAUUCCGCUGCUCCGCUGCUAUCUACUCGGAGUCCGAAAAUCCAGUUCCAGUUUAUCCCCAGCAGGCAGCAUGUGCGGACGUAGUGCUGCUCCUGCUGCCGAAUUUUCUUAUCGCGCUCGCGUGCUUUCCACCUGAGCAUCCACCACCGGCUUAUCGCUUGUUUAUCGGACGCAGAUCAAAAUCGAAGACUCAGAUAUCGAGACUAGUUUCCGCUAGCAGUGUUUGUCGAAAAUCAAUUGUAAUGCUCAGUAAUGAAGAAAAUAUAUUAAAUAUUAUAAAUCGAGUGCAUAACCAAACGAGUGUCUUUCCCCUGUUUUGUUUAAAGACAUCAUAAAAUUCCAUAACGAAAGGACAAUGUGAUUUAAAGUGAGUUUUAAUAGUGAGAAAUGAAUGUAAAAUAUUAAUCAAACACAAAUUCAACUGGCGUACGUCGACAAGGCAAAUUUAUUCCCACGGUUUCGCAAAAUGCAUUUCGAGUCGUAGUAAUAACUCCACCGAUUUACCCAGAGAGCGCGCUGAUCUGAAUCGUUGAAAAUGGGCGAUACUUUGGACGAGACGCUGCCCUCGCGACGCGACAAGCCGCAAACAUUGAACAUUGGCCAGGAGGAAGAGAGUGUGGGUAUGGGUACCGCUCCCGCUCCGGCACCCGCGUCCUCCAUGGCCAUUCCCGCUUCCCGCACACCGCGCACCCGGCUGCGCCACGCGGAUCGGGAUCAGAAGCGCGAACACUCGAGCGACGGUUUGGUUUCGAGUGGCGAGCGGCGGGACGAAUUUAUGGGUCUCGAGGCCCAGCCGCGGCGCGAAAGCCUGAAUAGUUGCGAGGCCGGCAGUCCGGUGGGCAUGUCCUCCAGUCCCGGCAAGACGGGCCAGCGGCUCAACAGCUCCAGGUACCCGUCCAGCGGCUCCAGCGGCGGCAUCGGAGUGAGCGUCCUGGGCAACCUAGUGGGCACCACCACCCGCAAGUGUGUCCUGACGCUGGACGGGUACUCCUAUGUCAUAGUUGCCAGCACGCCGGAGAGUUUGCCCAACAAGCGGGACGAGGCAAGUGCUGGGGCAGGCAGCACCGGCGGCAGCAGUGGUGCAGCGAGCGGGGUAGCGAGUGGGUCGGCUGGACCUGCAACUGGAACUGGGACGGGAUCUGGAGCCGGAGGAGCAGGUGGUGGCAGUACGCCGGCCCAAGAAGCCGUCAGUCCCACGGCCUCCGAGCUCAGUGGCAGCGGCACGAAUGCGACAAUAAAUGGUCAAGUGGCAAGACACGGCUCACUGACGAUUAUCCGCCGCACAAACAGCCGCAACUUCACUCAAUUCGACGGCCAGUUGGCAUCGCCCUCGACCACCGCCUCCAGCAGCACUGUUCCGGCAACGAACUUCGCCCAGACGCCGCUCAGUGACCCACUUGCGGAGCGCCUGAGCCUCCGUUCCGGCAGCAACGGAGCCACGUCCACACCCACGCCCGCCGGCGACAGCCGAUCCAGCAACCAGGCCACCAGCUCCGGGCCAUCCGCCAACGCCGCCGCCAAAAUGCAGCCGUCGUCGCCGAACGCCACCAACUAUCUGGCCGACAACAUUCAGGCCUCGUCGGCCACUCUAUCGCAAACGGAAGUGAUCCCGGGUCGCGACUCGACGGACUAUACCACCAUGCACUCGAUCAACGUCGGCGCCGGCAACAACUCGUUCCUGCGGGGGGACACCGACAUUCCGCAGGAGUCGGGACACUCCUUCGAAACGCCCUCGAAUAUCUCGUUCGCCGCCGGGCAAUGGGAUACGGAAAGUUUGCCGCCAGUCGACACGCCAGAUGCCCUUAACAAAGCCGCCGGGAGAAUACGCAGUCUUCUCCGUCGCAUGGACCAUGAGACCGUGGCCUACGAGGAUAUGCAGCGCAAUCUACACUACGCGGCUCGUGUACUCGAAGCCGUCUUCAUUGACGAAUCAAGAAGCCCCACAACAGGUAAAACAAAGUUGGGGCAGAUUGCGUCCUCAUCCGUUGAGAGCGAAGAGGAGGGCUGCAACGGCAACUGCAAGAACCUGAGCUGCAGUCGGCACAGCCACGGACGAGAUGACCAGCAGCAGCAGGACAACAACAACUCGAACAGCAGCUGCAGCCUGCAGGAGGUGGCUCCCGGGGGAGCAGGCGGCGGGGGGGCCCCGCCGGCGGGCGACAACCAGGACAGCAUAGAGGGUCGCACCAAGGGCGUCUCCCUGGCGCCGCAGACCCACGGCGGACCCACUGGGCCCCCAUCCUCGCCAGACACCAGCUCCGCCACCCCACCUGCCCCCAAGCUCCAGCCCGCCCUGGAGACCGUAAGGGAAUCGGUGAUGGAGGAGGGUCCUUCGAAGGACCCGGGCGACAAGGCAGCCCCACCCACCACGGCGCCGAGUGCCAAGGCGGCGGCGGAGGGUUCGGGGGCCAGCGGCGGCAGCAGUGGCAGCUGCAGUAACCCAGCGACCGUGUACCGGCAACGGCGCCUCAGGACACCCACCUGGGCCAGGUCCAUGUCGACGAACAAAACGCGCCUGGCGGACGAGGACGAUGAGCUGUCGGAGGUGCAGCCGGAUGCAGUGCCCCCGGAGGUGCGCGAGUGGCUGGCCUCGACCUUCACCCGCCAAAUGGCCACCAGCCGGCGCAAGAGCGACGAGAAGCCCAAGUUCCGCUCGGUGGCCCACGCCAUCCGGGCGGGCAUCUUCGUGGACCGCAUGUACCGCCGCGUCUCCAGCUCGGCCCUCACGGCCUUCCCACCGGACGUGGUCAGGCUGCUCAAGAACCUGGACGACUGGACGUUCGACGUGUUCGCGCUGACGGAGGCGGCCAGUGGCCAGGUGGUGAAGUACGUGGCCUACGAGCUGUUCAACCGCUACGGGUCGAUCCACAAGUUCAAGAUAGCGCCGGGGACGCUGGAGGCGUUCCUGCACCGCGUGGAGGAGGGCUACUGCCGGUACAGGAACCCGUACCACAACAACCUGCACGCCGUGGACGUGAUGCAGACGAUCCACUACUGCCUGUGCAACACGGGCCUGAUGAACUGGCUCACGGACCUGGAGAUCUUCGCCUCGCUGCUGGCGGCCCUGCUCCACGACUACGAGCACACGGGCACCACCAACAACUUCCACGUGAUGUCGGGAUCGGAGACGGCCCUGCUGUACAACGACCGGGCUGUCCUGGAGAACCACCACGCCAGCGCCAGCUUCCGGCUGCUGCGCGAGGACGAGUUCAACAUCCUGUCGCACCUGUCGCGCGAGGAGUUCCGCGAGCUGCGCGGCCUCGUCAUCGAAAUGGUCCUGGGCACCGACAUGACCAACCACUUCCAGCAGAUGAAGGCCAUGCGGCAGCUGCUGACGCUCCAGGAGGCGACCAUCGACAAGCAGAAGGUGCUGUCCCUGGUGCUCCACUGCUGCGACAUCUCGCACCCGGCCAAGCAGUGGGGCGUCCACCACCGCUGGACGAUGCUCCUGCUGGAGGAGUUCUUCCGCCAGGGCGACCUCGAGAAGGAGCUGGGCCUGCCCUUCAGCCCGCUCUGCGACCGCAACAACACCCUGGUGGCCGAGUCGCAGAUCUGCUUCAUCGACUUCAUCGUGGAGCCCAGCAUGGGCGUCAUGUCCGACAUGCUGGAGCUGAUCCUCGCCCCCAUUGCGCCGAUGAACAAGGGCAAGCCCGCCACCCUGGUGGAGCAGGAGCCGGUGACCUCCUCGAUCGUCAUCCCCAACUCCGGGAUCACCCCCAGCAUGGACAAGCCGCGCGACCGCAACGAGGUCAAGGCCACCGCCGCCGAGUGCCUCGCCCGCAAGAGCGUCACCGGCACCACCUCCAAGUUCAACAUACCCAAGCCCUGGCUCACCUGCCUGGUCGAGAACAAGAGGAUUUGGAAGGAGCAGGCCGUCAAAGAUGCUGAGGCACGAGCCCUGGCCACGGCAGCGGAAGAGGCCGCAGCAGCAGCCGCGGCGGCGGAAGAGGAGGAGAACAAGCCGAAAGCGGAAGCGGAAGCGGCCGAUGGCGAGCAAAGUGAGGCAGCCGCGGAGCCGGCAGAUGGCGCUGCCGCCUAAAGUGGCCGCCACGCCACCUGGCGGGCAACGACACCGGGAGGAAAGAGGGAACGCGGAUGCAAAACACAAAUACAGAAGGAGACUUGGGGAUGGCUACACUGAAAGAAUCCUGUUUACUAAGCUUAGAGCAGUCAGAAUAUUAAUAGCAAGCCGCUUCAGAUGCGCUCUCUAUGUGAAUUGUGGUAGAGUUAGACUAGUACAUCUUGUAGGCUUAGAUGCGGCACAUUAAUAUCGAUAUAUAUGUAUAAAUACCUUAUACUGUGUUGUUGACAGCGGAAAACCUUGCAGAACAAAGGGAAACCCAAGGAAAUUCUAGGGCCAAGCACAAACAAAAACGAGUAGAUGUAAAUAGCGAAGGUUCAACUGAAAUUUGUUGUGAAUUUGUUGGUUCGUUGCGAGCAUUUAUCUUUAGAUUUGAGUUGUACGUGUCUCUUAUUAGUUCUAGUGAAAUGUGGAAUUUAUUGUAUGAUUUCUAUAAGUUCGAUGUAUGCGAUUCGUUCUAUUAAAUACAUAUAUUUUUGUA